CUGCACUUCCUCAUCCAUUCAUCUACCUAUCGAUCGAAAAAUGGCAACCACAACCACGCACCAGCACCGCCAACCCUUCGCUCCCCUCAACUCCUCUCGUCUCCAAUCGCUCGUCAACCUCAAGAAUCGUCAGAAUGCAGCAGCAGCAGCAGCAACAACGCUCUCCCCACCCAGCAAACGCAAAGCCACCACCUUCGAACACGACGACAACGACAACCACGACACCGAGAACAUCGACCCCAUCAUCUUCCUCUCGUCUCCGAAACGCUCCAAAGGCCUCUCCGCCGACUCCCUCAAACCACAACUACCAGCGACGAAUUUCUUCCUCACUCGCGCUUCUCUUCCUCCUAAGCCGCGACCGAUUCUGAAUGCAAGAGCCCCGAGAUUAGAAACUAAACUCCCGCUCUCAGCACCAGCCGGGCGCUCCCCGACACGAAAACGCAUCGGGAUCCUCAAUCGUCGCAAGACGACCGCGGGACGCGUUGAUCCUCCGCCGCCGCCACGCUUCGCUGCCCCGACCUCUUCCACUGGAUUGGGGUUCUCCAUCGAUGCUGCGCUGUCGGGGACCAUUCCUUCGUACUCGUCUCGUCAAGCUUCAUCUUCUUCCUCUACCUCGUCUUCGUCCUCGAUCAAAGAUGGAUUAUCGUCCAUCCCCCUCCUCCUGCAUCAACCGGAAGCCAAACCCACCUGGUUCUUCGACAUCCACGAAGACACGGAAGAGGAGCUGGCGACGAACCUAAUGGAGCACGGCGCGUGCACGCUGGAUAUUAGUUCGGAUGAGGAGGGAGCGGGAAGGGAGAGGGAUGCGCGGGGCAAGGAGAAUGUGCCGCCGGUGGAUGAUGUGAGUCAGACGUCAAGAGGAAGGAGGGCGGUGCAGGAGGAGGGCAGUAUUGAGGUUGAUCGGAGUCCGUUGGGGGAUUUGUGUAAGGAGGAUUUUUACGCCGAGGGGGUGGCGGAGGGGGAUGUUUUUGUUGUGAGGGAGGAGGAGGAGGGGGAAGAGGAGAAGGAGGUGAGUGUCGAGUUUGAUUUUGCUGGUGGGGAGGGGAAAGAGGUUGUUGAGAUUGAUGUUGUGCCGGAAUUGGAUGUCGAGACUUUGAUGCAGAGACCGAGUUCGACGGCUGCGCCGAAGGCGGCGUUGUUGCAGCCGAUUGAGAAGGCGGAGGAGGGGUUCGAGCUUUGGGAGAGUGGGAGUGCGAAGGAUGGGGAGUAGGGGUGCUGUCUUGUUGUUUUUUUGAAAAGCUUUAGGUGGGAUGGGAUGGUAUGGCGUUAUUGUAUAUCCUGCGUGCCUGCGUGCGUGUAUUGUUUGCUUGUUUGCUUGUGAGGGGGAUAUACCAGUAAUUGAAUUCCUUUUUCGUGAUGUCUACCUA
This is a messenger RNA of Mollisia scopiformis, 1367 nucleotides long. RefSeq lists its product as uncharacterized. The record is from RefSeq and is a predicted model, not a curated record. Bases 41 to 1210 code for a protein of 389 amino acids. Lineage: Eukaryota; Fungi; Ascomycota; Leotiomycetes; Helotiales; Mollisiaceae. The transcript is spliced from 2 exons.